UGCCUAGACAGAUGCAUGUUAAGACACGGAUGCUUCAAAUUAAGGUGUGUUGGGUAAGAAGUCACGUUUUUCCUUUCUGCUGACUGACGUUGGUUUCUUUCCUCUAAGGUCUGAGCGGGCGAUUCAUCAUAACUUCACUUCCUACAAUCUAUCACUGCAAAGAUGGCGUUUUUCGGAAGUACCAGGGAGCUCGUACUAAAGAUGAUUUCCUCAGCUUUGUGGAUGAACAGAAAUGGAAAUCCAUGGAGCCCGUCUCUUCAUGGUUCGGGCCAUCUUCAUUUCUGAUGAACUCCAUGUCUGCUUUGUUCAAGCUCUCCAUGUUCAUCAGACGUUGCCAUAACUACAUGACGGAGCAGCUGGGGAUUCCAGUUUGGGGUUCAUACGUCAUCUUUGGUUUGGUCACCUUGUUCGCUGGCCUGACGUUGGGUCUGUUGCUGGUCUUCAUCGCAGAUUACGUCUUUCCCUCUCGGAGAUUUUCUUCGCAUGAAUACUACCAGAAGAAACAGGCAAUGGAGCAGGCAAGGCUGAUCCAGCAUCAGGAUGAGGACCAGGAGGCUGACGGUGAAGAGGAUGAUGAUGAUGAUGAGGAGGAAGAGGAUGAAGACCAGGACGGGGACUGGAGAAAACUAAGAGGCUCUCCCGAAGGUCGACCAGAACCCAGAAGCCAGGGUUACUCUGAUGAGGCUCUGAGGAAGAGAGCGGUGGGCAGCAGGGAGGAGGAUGAAGAGGACAGCUAGAGAGCUAGCAGGGAGAUUCCCCAGCCUCUUUUCCUUUUCCUCAUUUGAUAAGAGCACAGUGGAGUCAGAAGAGCUGGAGGAGCUGUGGUCCUUAGCAGCAGUAUUAAGAAGAAGGGGUCCAAAAUCUUCCUUCUGACACGCCCCCUACACCCCCACUUCAACCUUAGAAACACCCUACUUUAACACCUUGUUUCAGACAGGAGCCCUUUACACUUCUACCUCCGCUCCCUCCACCUGAGCAGCAGGCUCCAACUGGAACAACAAAAAAACUUUCCUCACACGUGGAAGCAAGCCGCCAUGCCUGAGGUGUAGGUAUGAAGUGCAGCACAGCUGAUUUUUGAGAUGCUGUCUAUGCUAUGCAUUGUUUUUCAUAAAAAAAAAAUGUUUUUUGCUUUUAAUUGUGACAAGCUUUGGUCUGUGAACAUCACUUGUAUCAAACAGGUCAUUUUUUUCUGCACAUAAAACCCAAAAUCAGUCAAACUUCAGUUAAAAAGUUAAUUUAAAUCCUUAAAAUCCCAGCU
This is a messenger RNA of Cyprinodon variegatus (sheepshead minnow), 1258 nucleotides long. It is a transcript of the gene tmx1, whose product is annotated as thioredoxin-related transmembrane protein 1. The record is from RefSeq and is a predicted model, not a curated record. The transcript is spliced from 6 exons. Lineage: Eukaryota; Metazoa; Chordata; Actinopteri; Cyprinodontiformes; Cyprinodontidae. Bases 243 to 737 code for a protein of 164 amino acids.